This is a messenger RNA of Phyllopteryx taeniolatus (common seadragon), 1584 nucleotides long. It is a transcript of the gene cacng6b, whose product is annotated as calcium channel, voltage-dependent, gamma subunit 6b. Gene Ontology annotation, biological process: regulation of calcium ion transmembrane transport via high voltage-gated calcium channel. Lineage: Eukaryota; Metazoa; Chordata; Actinopteri; Syngnathiformes; Syngnathidae. The transcript has 5 exons. The record is from RefSeq and is a predicted model, not a curated record. Bases 368 to 1156 code for a protein of 262 amino acids. Gene Ontology annotation, molecular function: calcium channel regulator activity. Gene Ontology annotation, cellular component: L-type voltage-gated calcium channel complex; membrane.
UAAAGAAGAGUGUUAGCCAACCAGGCUGCGGUCCCCUCCCCUGCUGCAUUCACCUUCCAUGACUCUUACCCCCUCCCCUCUCUCUGUCUUGCUCUUUCACUAACUCUCUCACCCGUGAGCACGCUUUCUGUCUUUUAACUUUCGAGCGUCUUCUCCUCCUCCAGCUCAACACCAAACCACAGAGGCCUGGAGGAAAGGAAACACUGGCACAAAGCUUCAUUGUUACACUUUAAUCCCCUUAUGUAUUUUUUACUUGAUCCUCUAUUCUAGUUGUAGAUGUGUUUUAUUUAUCCACUAUUAUAAAGUUACGCUACUACAUCAAUACUAAGUACUCCCAAGUGUACCACCUCAAGCCCGGCCUUUUCAGAUGUGGAACAACUUCUUUGUGCCCCAAGACGAAGAGGGGCGCGUGGGGGCGGCGGCCAGCGGCCAAGGCGGAGGUCUGGCUGCCUUGAAGGGCGGCCGCGCUCACAGGCGGAGCCAAAAGAUGAGCGACAGCCAGGACGGCAAGAUCAAGCUGGCCUUCCUGGUAUGCGCGGUGGGCGUGACGCUGACCGUACUAGGUGUGGGCACGGAAUUUUGGGUGGAGUUGGCGCAGCCCAAGAACUUUGACGGCAACCACACGUGCCAGAUGGCGCACUACGGCCUGUGGAAGGCGUGCGUGCACACCCUGUGGGUGGCCGACGUGGACCCCGAGAGGACCAGCUGUGGCCCCGCUGAACUACCAGGAGAAUCGAACUGCACCUAUUUCAAAUUCUUCACCUCGGGGGAGAACGCUGUCAUGUUCAAGAAGACAACAAACAAGAAUUUCAAUCUAGCGGCGGCCAUCUUGGCUCUCCUCAGUCUGACCAUGAUGGUGACGGGCUCCAUUUGCAUCCUCAUGACACUCAGCAAAGGAGUUUCCUUCUUUCUCAAGCCUGCGUCCUUCUGCUUCAUACUCUCAGGGAUCCUGGUCCUCGUCUCCAUCCUGAUGUUCCACCAGUCUGUGCUGGCCUUGCUGUCCAGCGACCGCUCCAUCCCGCUGCACCACCAGCUGUCCUGGUCUGCGGACUGCGUGGGCUCAGCGGGGGCCAUCCUGAUUUUCGGAGGCCUCCUUUUCGUCAUCCUUUCACUUCCUGUCAGUUCUUGCUUGCCACACAAGAACAACACCACCUGAUAUGCAAAUGUUGACAUCAGAAUGUCUAUUACUUUUGAUGACAUUUGAUCCGUGUGUGGAUGUUUUUUUUCCCCCACCAGUUUUACUAAAACACAACAAUUAGCAUAGCUUCAGCUUAGCAUAUUAAAGUUAUGACUCAAUACCUCACUGUAUAUAUAUUAUUUCCACUUUGUCUCCUGGCAUAAAGGUAUGCAAUAAAUUCUUUUUUAAAUGCAUUUUGAAAAAGAGGCUGUAGUGUUUAUUUUUUGGAUGCCAUCGCAAAAAAAAAAAGGAAAAAAAAUUGUAUGUAAAAUUUUGUACAACUAAAACCUGUAUAGACGCACAUUAUAAGAUCCACAGUGUACAUAACAUGUUUUUCUUUAUAUUUUAUAAAUGUUCAUGGUGUUGUCGCCGGUCACUUUAUUUACAAAUACACACGUCUCCCUUUA